CUGGAUUAAAGCAACCAAAUUUGAUUGCUAAUCUGCUCCAUUCCACAUUUCUCUGUUUCAAACCACAAAAAGUGGGAGAGAGAAACCCUAGCCUCCAUGGACAAGGAGAGCUCAAGCCGUAAACGAAGAGAUUCCGACUCACAUCGCGAUCGAGACACGCUCAAAGACCACCACCACCGCUCUAAGCACGAUGAAGACCGCCUCAGAUCCGACGAACACCAUCGCCGUCGCUCGGACUCUAGAACCGAGCGAGAGGGAAGCAAGGAUCGAGAAAUGCGCCGGGAGCGCGACAGAUCUCGUUCAGUCGAGAGAAAAAAGAGGAAGGAGAGAAGCGAUAAAAGAACUAAGGUUUAUGAUGACAAUGGUAGGGAGAAGCGUAGAUUUGAAGAUGAUAAAAUGGGGAAAGUAAGUGAGAGUCCUGGAUACGAGGGGAAGUCUGUGAAUAAAGAUGUAAAGGAUGAUUACCAUGGGAGUGGAAAGCAAGGGGAGACUGGUUCUGUUGCCAACGGUGCUACAACAGGGCCAAUCACAACACUCUCUAGCACUUCAUUUCAGACUUCUCCGGCUCGUAGCCUUUCUCCUACUACUAAGGUAUCUUCAAUUACCAAGACAAAUGAAAAUAAGGGAGUUAAUAUUAACAGAUCUCAUGAGGUUCCUGGGAAAUCCAGUACAGAUGGGACAGCUUCUGAUGUUGGAAAGAGUGGGGGUUUGUCCCUUGAUGCUUUAGCAAAAGCUAAGAGAGCCUUACAAAUGCAGAAGGAGCUUGCACUAAGAAUGAAGAAGAUUCCUGCUUUGAACAGAGAUUCAGCGUCAACCGGUGGUGGUAGUUCAGGAGUGGGUGAAAAGGAGGUUGCUAAAUCUGCUUCAUCCAGUAAAGGUAUAUUGCCGACGCCAGUGUCUACCUCAGUGAUUCCUUCUGGAGUUGCAUUAAGCGCUUCAACUUUACCAGUUGGCACAUCAACCACAGUCACUCCCCCACAGAUUGGUUUGCCUCAUCUUCCUGGACUCACUGCGCAAAAAUAUGAAGCUGUAAAACGUGCACAGGAGCUAGCUGCCAAGAUGGGAUUCAGACAAGAUCCAGAGUUUGCUCCGCUCAUUAAUAUGUUUCCAGGUCAAAUGCCCCCUGAGGUCACCAUUCAACCAAAGCCUUCAAAAGCACCCGUGCUUCGUCUGGAUGCAUUGGGCAGGGAAGUGGAUGAGCAUGGCAAUGUGGUAAAUGUUCCAAAAGUAAACAGCUUGAGUACUCUCAAGGUGAAUAUCAACAAGCAAAAGAAAGAUGCCUUUCAAAUUCUCAAGCCCGAACUUGAUGUGGAUCCCGAUGAAAAUCCUCAUUUUGAUGCAAGGAUGGGAAUUGAUAAAAAUAAACUGUUGAGGCCUAAGAAGAUGACCUUCCAGUUUGUGGAGGAAGGCAAGUGGUCAAAAGAAGCAGAAGUUAUUAAAUUAAAGUCUCAAUUUGGGGAGGCAAAAGCAAAGGAGCUAAAGGCAAAGCAAGUGCAGUUGGCGAAGGCAAAGGCAGAACCUGAUAUAAACCCAAAUUUGAUUGAAGUAGGAGAGAGGGUGAUUACCAAAGAAAAACAACAGGAACCAAUUCCUGAUGUGGAGUGGUGCGUCAUGGAUGUGCCUUUUCUACACUCUGGCACUUACGGCGAUGUACUCAACGGCGAGAUAAUAAAAGAAAACAUCAAAACGGACAAAAUCACGAUUUACGUCGAGCACCCCCGGCCGAUCGAGCCACCUGCCGAGUCAGCACCCCCUCCACCCCAACCCCUAAAGCUGACCAAAAAGGAGCAAAAGAAAUUGCGCACACAACGUAGGCUUGCCAGGGAGAAAGAACGUCAGGAGAUGAUCAGGCUUGGUGUGCUGGAGCCACCGAAGCCCAAAGUCAAAAUGAGCAACCUCAUGAAAGUCCUCGGCUCAGAAGCCACUCAGGACCCCACACGUCUCGAGAUGGAGAUAAGAAGCGCUGCAGCUGAACGUGAACAGGCCCACAUCGACAGAAACGUGGCCCGCAAACUGACCCCAGCCGAACGCCGUGAAAAGAAGGAGAGAAAGCUAUUUGACGACUCUAAUGCUUUUUUGGAGACAAUUGUCUCGGUUUACAAGGUGAAUGACCUCUCUCAUCCUCAGACCCGUUUUAAGGUGGACAUCAAUGCCCGGGAGAACAGGCUGACUGGAUGUGCGGUGAUUUCGCAAGGGAUUAGCGUGAUUGUUGUCGAGGGUGGAGCUAAGUCGAUUAAGAGGUAUGGGAAGCUUAUGCUCAAUAGGAUUGAUUGGGCUUCUGCUGUUAAGAAGGAUGAGGAAAAUGAUGAUGAUGAUGAUGAUGAGGAUGAUGAUGAGGAGAAGCCUCUGAAUAAGUGUGCGCUUGUCUGGCAGGGAAGUGUGGCUAAACCGAGUUUUAAUAGAUUUUUUGUCCAGGAGUGCAGGACUGAGGCAGCUGCCCGGAAAUACUUUUUUGAUCACGGGGUUCUGCAUUAUUGGGAUCUUGCGGUUAAUUUCACAGAGGAUGUUAUAUAGAUUUGCUACUUGAGCUCUUGUUUCCAUUUUGGGUAUGUUGAAUGUUACGAAUUGCCAGGUGACGGAGUUCAUUGGACAACUUUUUAUUUUCCUUCUUUUUAUUUUUUUUUCUUUCUUUCUCCUCGUGGCAGGGUUAACAGAAAGCAGAUGCAUGUUGGUUCUAUACGCUCUAAUAUUCUCCGCUGUAUCUUGUUAUUUCCCUGUUGACAGUUUGUUCAUUUUAUUUUGACCUGAAACCCAAUUUUUAUUUGGUGGGUAAUUGAGAUUGCUUCAUAUUAUUAUUAUGGAUUACUGUUCGAC
Molecule: messenger RNA, 2814 nt
Organism: Striga asiatica
Lineage: Eukaryota; Viridiplantae; Streptophyta; Magnoliopsida; Lamiales; Orobanchaceae
Source: the annotation of a GenBank genome assembly